AUGGGGGGAGGGUGCAGGGCCGCCGUCCGUGCGGCCUCCACCGCCUUCGCCGCGCUGCGGCGGCGGCGCCGACUCCUGCCCCCGGCGACGCUGAUGCAGCAGCGACGGCACUGCAGCGGCAGCUUCGCUGCGGGGAAACAGGCGUUUCACUACCGACCGCAUCAACUCAGCGGCAAAAGCAGAAGAGGCGCCAACUCGGGCGCUGAGGCUUCUUUGGCAGCACCGGCGUCCUCCUCCAUGCGCCUCUCCCUGGAUUCUCUGGCACCACCCGCCACACUGACAGCGGACACCGCCGUAGAGUACCUGGCGGCGCUGCGUGGCCUGCACCGUUCACUGGGUAUCGCCACAUCGUCGUCACGCGUCCGUUGGCAAGCGCGGGAGUUUCUGCUUCGUGGCAUGCCAGACCCGAAUGCCAAGGAAUUGCAGGCGCUAUGGACGAUGACAGAAGAGCUUGCCUGUGCGAUCACGGUCUCCUGCGCAUAUUUUGAGGUCUCCAUCUCGGAGUGUAUGUAUGGAACUGAAAGCGUCGAGUUUCUGCAGGGUAUUUGGCAGAAGCGCCUGCAGGCAUCCUCCGCCUCCUCCUCAGUGCUCAAGUGCACUUGUGAGGAGGCUGUCUUGCUCGGUCGGCUCACCAUGGCGCUCCUGGAGCUUCUGACCAACCGUAUUUUGCACGUAGAAGUAGACGAGUACGAGCUGUUGUCGCAGCUGCUAUGCAUGACACUCUUGCCUGCUGUGAUGUCUGUGCUACAGGAUGACGCCCUUUUUCACUCCUCUACUGGGGGAGCAGAUGAAAAUACUAGUGAGCUGACGGCCGCACAGGCCACUGCCUUCACCGUGCUGCUUUCUUCCCUGACGAAGGCAGCGGUGACACAGUGGGCUCGCCCUGGCAGUGACUCAGGGGGCGUUGUUCUCUUUGGCACACCGGCCGCGCCGCCGCGUCCUCCGGAGGGUGUUCCGCGUCUCCCGCGUGCGCUUCGGGUGAGCGUCCCUGCGUUGCCUCUGGCGAAGUUGGCGCGCGGCGUGCACCACUGCGCACGUGGUCUCCUGCCCGCGCAGGUGAAGGAGGCGGCACUGCCAUUGCUGCGCUUCUUCACACUUACCCAAUGCGUCCCGCUUUUUAUUGUGCCGUGUGGUGCGUGUGUGCAGCACGGCGGGGACGAUGGCGGCGGUGCCCAAGACACACACAUGGUAUCACUCGUGACUUCCAUCACAGACGUUCUACAGGCGUCUCUGGAGCACCGCACUGCUUUCGUCUCACAUCAAGUCGCAAACAUUACCUCGAUAUACGCCCGCAUCCUGUCGUUUUCUCCAAGAGACCCAGCGAGAGAGGCGGGAACGGAUGGAAACGUUGCCACUGCCUCCGCGCAGUGGCUCAUGUUCGAGAGCCUUAUGAUGGGGGUCAAGCGCAACCUCCUGUAUCACGUGGAGCCGCUCUCGCCCACGGUUGUGAUGCCGCAGCUGUGCGAGUGUGUGACGGCGUUUGCCAGAAAGUACCUCUUCUCGGACCUGGCUGCCUUGCUUAACGCACUUUCUAAGAUUUUCCGAGUCGUCUGCGAGCACCACAGACGUCUGCGGGCACAGCCGCAGCAGUGGCGGCAGUCGCAGGGUGCCCAGCUGGACAGGCAGGACGCCGUGCGCUCUCGCUUCGAGCGACGCCGAACGACGGCUCCCGUCGCGACGACGAGCGAAGUGUCGACGGAUGCGGGGCAUUCAUCCCCCUCCUCCGCGGCAGCAGCGCCGCCGCCCUCGUCCUCAUCGACGGGUGUGUUUUUCGUCAGCAACGACGAUAUUGCGGAAAUAGAGGGUGAGCUCGAGGUGCUUCUAGACGCGUGCGUCGCCGUCAUGGAGCGGCACCUGCCAGCCUCCUGCAACAGUCGACAGGUGUUUGUCGCGAAGGCGUCUGCGCCGCAUUCGGCUGGCCGUGAGGGAGGCGGCGGCGGCGGCGGCUCCACGGCGGGGCGGGAGGAGACAGGCGUCGCGCUUGCAGGGGUCGGCGCCUCACAGGCGAAGUCACUUGGCGGGAGAAGCCGCCGACUAAAAAAGACGGUCUCCAGCAGAGAACUUGUCAUGAUUGCGGAGGGCGUCCACGCCCUGAGUUGGCGCCCGUUCAUGGCGUUCCAGGAGCGCCUGCUGACUCUCCUCUCCUCCCACGUGGGGCAGAUGGAGGCGACACCGUCCGAAUACGCGUGCCUCGUUGGGUACCUGCUCCGUGCACCCCCCGUGCCUCCGUCAGUCAUCUUUCACUCCGUGGGGGAUCGGCUCAGGCGGCUGAUUCACGCAGAGGCAGUUACGGCCGCCUCGUCGCACGGUGUCGGUCUUGGCGGCAGCCAGGCGAGCACCGCGGCGGUUGCCACCGCAGAAGAGGAAGAAGGCGGCGGUGGGCGUAUGGUGAUUGCCGCGGCGCAUGCUCGAUCGUUGCAGGACAAACCGCUGGCUCUGCACGACGCCUGCGCGGUUGUUUUUGCCUUUGCGCAGAAGUUGAAAAAGUCGGCCCUCCCGUUGCUUCAUGAUCUUCUUGUGCGGUGCGGCCAGCGGGUGGUGGCUGCCUCCGGGUCACCGCCGGGGUUGUGUGAGGAUGCGGCCACUUUCUUCUCGGCCUUUGCGAUGUUUGUGGCAAGCGCCACCUGGGUGCUGCACCAGUCAGAGCCCUUUUCGGCGGGGGAUCACGUCCUGGCUUUUAUUGCGACCUCCCGCGACCGUGCGGCUCAAGUUUUGGCGGCCAUGGCCCCAGAGGAAGGGAGUCACGCGGCGACGGCCCGCCUCCCCCUCAGGGAGCUGGCGUACGCGUGUAUGAUGCUGGAGCCCUCCCGCGGCUCCGGGGGGGAUGGCCCCCUGGCACAGCUCCGUCGUGGUCUGCGCGAGGCGUACACGGUGUGCGGCUCCCGCUGUGACAGCAUGGAGGUGGCGCAGUUUCUCGCCGACUACCUCGCAACCACCGCAAUGACCAUGUCGUAUGGCGACUCUCUGACUGCGCGGGAGGGGGCGGCGCCGCCGCAGCUCUUGCCUUGGAUGAUUGCCUCCCUGCAGCUGCAGCAGCGGCUUGCCAGCAGCACGCGAAUCCUCAUUGUGACGUUCUCUCCGUUUCUUGCCGGCGGCAGCGACGAGGAGGUGGCGCGGAUUUUGCACGUCACCCGGAUGUACUGCCGCACCUUCGCAACACUUGUCACCACGCUGCGGCUGCUGCGUGCAGCGAAGGUCGAACUGCUGCGCGAGGAGGCUGUGCUCGCGGUGGUGCUUCGCAAGGUUGCACAGCUCACGCGGCGCACGGCACGCCCACUAGAGUUGUUUCAAUUUUUCGAGCUCUACGGCGACUGCCCACAGUUGGUCGCCGCGUGCCUGAGCGAGCUUCUGCCAGAGGCGCAAUGCUUCAACGCGAUCAACGCCUUUGUUCCCAUCGUGCAGGUAAAUGCCGCAGUGCGGGCGGUGCGACGACUACGGCAGCGGGAGCUGCGGCAGCGUUGGCUUGCCGCAAUGACCCCACUUAUUCUCUCCGCCGUCUCCUCGUCCCGCGAGCCCCUUGACGUCGUGCUGGAGCUAACGGAGUGCAUCGGCAGCGACGACCCGGGGCUAUUGCAGGCUGUGCUUAAGUCCUCCGCCUCGAUGCAAGUGAUUCAUGAGACAUUCAGCUACACCGUGCCCGGGGACGUUUUGCUCCGUCUGCUUUUGCAGCUCCAAAGCGUCAAGACAUCGCACCCGACCGUGCGCCGGCUGCACGCGGCGUCGCGAAAGCUGCUGCAGCGGGGCAACGUGCACAUUCCGCUGGAGCAACUGGCGCAGGCCAUGCUGCUGCCCUCCCUUGAAGGGACAACCCUUGGCAGGCGACUACAGAAGCUAUUUGUGUUUCGCGUGACGACCCUCCUUGGCGCCACGCGGCCGCGUUCCGCACGCCGCAAGGAACUGCCGGAAGCAAAGUGUGACGAGGACCCGCCCACCACGGCGGAGCGACACUUUCACUGGGACGAAUCCUUGAAUCGCCUCGAGCUGGAGCACUGGAUGGCGCUUCUGCGCUUUUCCCACGUGGGGGAGCCGUCGUCGCACCGCCUGGUGAUGGCCAUCAAACAGGACAGGGAUGCCACCGCCCAGCGAAGAGGGAAGUCGGCGUUCUCAGCCUCCGCGAACGGAGAAAAUGCGCCGGCGACGGCGGAAGCAGCGGCGGCGGCAGCAGCAGCAGCAGAUGUACCCGCUGGGGAGACGCCGGAGGGGCACGCGGGAAGCAGCGAGGUUGGGGAAAGGGCUGACAAACGGUGUCGCAGUUUGGCUUAUUUCUACGCCUUUUCGGACCACACCAUUUUAUGCCUGCGCCGGGCUUUGGGGGCGUUUCACUUCAUAACGCUUGUGUGCGAGCUGCUGCGUCAGGCCGCGUGUUUGUCUCCCGAGGCGGCGUCUGCGCAGGAGCCCGCGUCGCGUGGGCGUCGAUGCAUGUACGACGGCAGUGCCUCACCGCUCUCGGAUGCGCGCGUGUGGCCGUUCCUGCGGCUCGCGGUGGGGUUGGUGGAAGAAAUGUCGGCCGACUUGGGUGAAUUUCUGCGGCGCGAGCAGGACGAGCGACGGCGGUUGCACUACCGCGAGGAGGCGGCUGCAGCCGCCGGCGGCGUUGAAGAAGGGGCGGAGGUUGUUCUGAACGUUGGGGCGGUGUUGGAGCUCCUGCGGCUGCUGGACGCCUACGAUCCGCCGCUUCGUGAGCAGCGACUACUGCUGCAUCUGCAGCUGCCGCCGUCGUCGCCCGCACCGGCGGAGGCGCCAGCUCUCUUUGCCGACGCCGUGCAGCUUCCACACCGCCAUCUUUACCGGCUGCUGUUGCAGCUGCCGCUGUACUGGGGCAAAGAAACCCCUGCGGCGACGCCUGUUGACACGCCGCGCGUGCGUCUGCAGAACAUAUCAUCUGUAUUUGAUUACUGUAGUGCGCCCCCGGAGUUUGACUCGCCGUUUGGUGCGCCCGACCCCUCCAUGGAGGCGCAUCGCCGCCUAACGGGCAUUUUCGGCACCGAUCGGCCGCUCAUCACAGAUGUGUGGCUUCCACUCCCCGCACUGCGGUCCCAGCAGCAGCAGAUCGACAGGUCUGUUAAGACGCAGCUCUUUGAGGCGCUGAUGCGUUGCCUGGUGCGCGACGGGGAGUCGCUGGCCGCCACAAGGUCGCGGCUUGCGGCACUCGGUCCGCGCGAUUUGGCCUGCGUUGCACAGACGUGCCUCCGUGGCGACACCGGGGAUGCCGUGGGAACCGAUGCCCGCGACAGGUGGGGCGAGGACAGUUGGCGGCGCGGCAGGAGGGCAGAGGCGGUGACUGCCCUUGAAUUGCUCACGGACAUGCUGCCAAGUGCCACUGCGGAGGACAUUCACGACGUUGUCAUGGUGCUUCUGCCGCCCCCAUCCGCCGAGGCCCGGCGACACGGCGGUGACGGGCACGCGUCACAUGCACCGCCGCAUGGCGAGGUGGCGGAGGUGCGACGCUUCCUCGCCCACGUCGCUGUAGUCAUGGGCAACGACACGGAGCGGUUCCCGCUGCCACUGCUCUACGGCAUUCUUCUGCGCCUGCAUGAGCCGCACCGCCUCAUCGCCCCUGCCGCGGCGCAGAUGAUGCUAACAAGCCUCCACGUGGCCGAUGAUGCGACGAGGCGACAGCACCCGCAGGAGCACGAGGAGGAAGCGGCGGCGGUGGAGGAGGAGGGGCCGGAAGAGGCCGUCGACGGGCCAAGCAGGAAGAGGUGCUACACGGCAGCCGUUGCCCUUCUACGGAGUGUCGUCGCUUCCUCAUCCUCCGCCUCGUCGUGCGCGUGA
This is a messenger RNA of Trypanosoma conorhini, 5775 nucleotides long. RefSeq lists its product as uncharacterized. The coding region runs from base 1 to 5775 and encodes 1924 amino acids. Lineage: Eukaryota; Euglenozoa; Kinetoplastea; Trypanosomatida; Trypanosomatidae. The record is from RefSeq and is a predicted model, not a curated record. The transcript has a single exon.